GGGCGGAGGCCGGGGACGCGGCGCCGGGCGGUGUCGGGGAGCCCCACGCGGGGCGGGCGGCGAAGUGACAUGGAAUCCACACUUUUGGCGUGAAAGAGAAGAAGCGACAUUUGAUAAAUGGAAGCCAUGAAGAUAUCAAAACUGUUCUAUGGUUUGGGGAUUUUUGCAUGUGUAGCUAUUUAUGUUGUUUAUAUAAAAUGGCAUUUGGACUCCAAACCAAUCUCCGGUACAACAGAAUGUGCUACUGAAAGUAGGGGAGACAAACUAGACCAUCAGACAUUGAUGACUGAUCACUCAGUGUUUUAUGGAAUUAUGUUUGAUGCUGGAAGCACUGGAACUAGAAUACAUAUUUUUAAAUUUACACAGAAAUCAAAAGAGACUCCCAGAUUAACCCAUGAAACAUUUAAAGCACUGAAGCCAGGACUCUCUGCUUAUGCUGAUGAUGUUGAUAAGAGUGCUCAGGGGAUACAAGACCUUCUAGAAGUUGCUAAGGAUGAGGUUCCUAUGGAGUUGUGGAAGUUUACUCCUUUGGUCCUUAAAGCAACAGCUGGUUUACGGCUGUUGCCAGGAGAUAAAGCUCAGAAGUUGCUGGAUAAGGUAAAAGAAAUUUUCCAGGCAUCUCCUUUCUUUGUAAGGGAUGACUGUGUCUCCAUAAUGAAUGGAACUGAUGAAGGAAUUUCGGCCUGGAUCACAAUCAACUUUUUAACAGGUAGCUUAAAUGCUCCAAGAAAAAGAAGUGUAGGAAUGCUGGAUUUAGGAGGUGGAUCAACACAAAUGACAUUUCUUCCAAUCACUGAGAUAACUCUCCGGACAUCACCAGCUGGCCAUAUCACUUCAUUUCAAAUGUUUAACAACACAUACAAACUGUAUUCAUACAGUUACCUGGGACUCGGGUUAAUGUCAGCAAGGCUUGCGAUUUUAGGCGGCAUUGAGGGACAAGCCUUAAAGGAAGGAGAGGAGCUAAUUAGUCCCUGUUUAUCACCCAGCGUCCAGUGUGAGUGGGAACAUGCUGAAAUAGUGUACAGAAUUAAAGGGCAGGAGGCAGGUGAGCCUCUGUAUGAAUCCUGUGCUAACAAAGUAGCAGAACUGCUCUACAAGAAGGUGCAUAAAACAGAAGUAGUAAAGGAUUUGGAUUUUUAUGCUUUCUCCUAUUACUAUGACACUGCAGCAGAGGUUGGCCUAAUAGAUAAGGAAAAAGGAGGUAGCCUAACAAUUAAUGACUUUGAAAUUGCAGCCAAGUAUGUGUGUAAGACCAUGGAGGUGAAGCCGGGAGACAAUCCUUUCCUUUGCAUGGACCUCACCUAUAUCAGUUUGCUACUGCAAGAACUGGGCUUCCCAAAAAGCCAGGUGUUUCAGCUUGCCCAAAAAAUUGACAAUGUCGAAACAAGCUGGGCUUUGGGAGCCACCUUUCACUACCUUGAUUCACUUCACAGGCUGCAAUACUAAGGCCUCAGGGCCUAAACCCUCAAAAGGAUUUGAGGACUUCAGUCUAUGGGUACCCAGCCUACGGUGGCUUACAGGUGACUGAUUUUGCUCUCUUUGUGACAAUCAGACCCUUUUAAAAGGUGAUCUUAAGUUGGGCACCCAAACUCCCAAUUUAUGAAAAUGUAGAGCAUGGCCGCUCAAGAAUACCUCCUUGAUCUUGCAGUGUCUGUAGAAGACUUGAUGUUAAACUAGAUCAUUUCGGUGAGAAUUCUGGGAUUCAUCGAGGGGCUUUGUUCACAAUGCAGCUACAAAUUCUGUGAGAAAAGUACACCUUUGGGGAACGUGUCUGUGUCAUUUUUGCUUGUAAUAUGCUGAGGUCAAUGUUAGAAAUGGCUGCUCCAGAGGGGCUUCUUCUUUUCUGGUUCUGAUUUAUCAUGUGUUUCUUUGGGGAAUUUUUAACUAUUUCAGUGUUUGAGAAUUAAUGUCUGUAAGUGAAGACAAUGGCAUUGCCGAGCUGAGCUGCUGGUAAGAGCUGAUGUUGACUCUGGAGUGCAGCGUGGGAGACCUGAUUCGGCUGGAGUAUGGCUGAGGUUUGGGCUGCCCAUUCCAGCAGAACUCAGGCCUAUUGUGGAGGUGACAGGCGCACUUAAGGAUCUGAGCCACAGCCCAUGGCAAUCUAUGGGAGCUCUUCAUUGGCCUUUAAAGGCUGAGGUACUUUCGGCACUUGCUGUUGGAGGUGGGGUGGUGAAACUCCAUUUCAGUCCUUCAGGGGAGUCCCUGGCAGUGUGACUUUACUGGGACUGUAAGGGAGAUGGGGCUUUGGAGUUGGUACAGGC
Molecule: messenger RNA, 2261 nt
Organism: Trachemys scripta elegans
Lineage: Eukaryota; Metazoa; Chordata; Testudines; Emydidae
Gene: ENTPD6
Product: ectonucleoside triphosphate diphosphohydrolase 6
Exons: 14
Coding region: 118-1446 (442 amino acids)
Biological process (GO): nucleoside diphosphate catabolic process
Cellular component (GO): membrane; Golgi apparatus
Molecular function (GO): UDP phosphatase activity; GDP phosphatase activity
Source: RefSeq, a predicted model, not a curated record